This is a messenger RNA of Anneissia japonica, 2702 nucleotides long. RefSeq names its product solute carrier family 25 member 36-like. The transcript is spliced from 7 exons. The record is from RefSeq and is a predicted model, not a curated record. Bases 245 to 1162 code for a protein of 305 amino acids. Lineage: Eukaryota; Metazoa; Echinodermata; Crinoidea; Comatulida; Comatulidae. Gene Ontology annotation, molecular function: pyrimidine nucleotide transmembrane transporter activity. Gene Ontology annotation, biological process: pyrimidine nucleotide import into mitochondrion. Gene Ontology annotation, cellular component: mitochondrion.
GAAUAAAUUCGUACCAUGUGAUGUAAACACGAUGUAGCCCGUUUUCUCUGUAAUGACAAAACAUUGUACGUUCAUGACUGAGUAUCUGAUUCAUAAUGGAAAAUAUUUUUAUUUUGUUGAACCAACCGUGAUUGAAGUUGAAUAUUUUGCAUUGGAAGACAUUUACUACUAGUUCAUCAUUUCAUAAUACACGGAAAUAACCAAGUUAAGCUUUUAGUAGGAGGGAUAACUCCGAUUGAUCACAAUGUUUAACAACAUGCUUUCACCCCAUACAACUCAUCUCAUAGCGGGAGGGUGUGGUGGGACACUUGGUGCUAUCAUCACUUGUCCUCUUGAGGUCGUAAAGACGAGGCUUCAGUCAUCUCAAGAAGUGCGAGUUGUCCAAGUGGCAUCAACAGAUGGCAUGACACAUAAACAAAUCACGAGAACAAAUGUCGGUCUGAUAUCUGCUUUAAGGAAUAUUGUUAAAACUGAAGGCGUGUCUGCAUUAUUCCGGGGACUCGGCCCAAACUUGGUUGGGGUAGCACCGUCAAGAGCGAUCUACUUUUUUGCAUACAGCGAGACUAAGGCGUUCAUGAACACCAGGUGUCAGCCGGAGAGUCCUGUCGUUCACCUCAGUUCAGCUGCAUUUGCAGGUUUUACUGCCAGUACUCUCACUAACCCAAUAUGGUUUGUCAAAACAAGACUUCAGCUUGAUAGAUCAACAAAAGAAGGAAAAGUUUCCACUGGUUCGAUCAUCAAAAGCGUAUACCAAAAAGAAGGAGUGCGUGGCUUUUAUCGUGGCGUGACCGCUUCCUAUGCAGGCAUCUCGGAAACUGCCAUCCAUUUUAUGAUAUACGAACAGAUUAAGCUCUGGCUGCGAGAUGGAAAGACAGAUUAUGACAACAAAACCUUAAAAGACUUCUUGAGUUUUAUGGGUGCGGCGGCCAUCUCAAAGUCAAGUGCAUCAGUCAUUGCAUAUCCACAUGAAGUUGCAAGGACAAGGUUAAGAGAAGGUGGUCAUAAAUACCGUGGAUUUUUCCAAACAUUAAGAACAGUUGCGCAAGAAGAGGGUGCCAGAGCACUCUAUGCUGGACUUGGUACACACCUUGUGCGACAAAUUCCAAACACUGCUAUUCUUAUGGUGACAUAUGAAUCAAUUGUCUACCUGCUCAACUCGUGAGUCACAUACUAUUCAUCUGAUUCGCAGUUAGCGUUUGCCGCUGCUUAAUGGAGAUGAUUAUGUCCAGGAAAAAUUGGUGCAAUUGUUGAGAUUUUUAAAAGAAAGACAUGCUAAUAAUUAAUUGCAAGUUUUGAAUUUAGAGAGACUAUAUGAUGUCAUGAUGGCAUCCGGGAUGUUGUUGUGGGUCAUAUUCUUGGGUUCAAAUUUGACAUGACCAAUCUGUGAACAGCUGACUGCUAUAUUGCUAGACAUGAUGUGAUUUAUGUAUUUACAGUUAAUGACUCGCAACUAUAAAUAUAGGCUUGUACUGUAGAAAACAUCAUGAACUGAAAGAAGAGUCGUAGCCUUGGACUAUGUGAAGCAAAGGUCAUUGCGACUGUUGACCUCGUUAAGUCAGUCUUUUGCACACGUGACCCCUGAAUGAACCACUUUGAGAUGGAUGAUAACAAAUGUUGGUGCUAUAAAGAAAGAGGCCAAUUACAGAUGUAUUUAUGGGGAAAAUAUGAGACAGUUGCAGAUAGAUACACUAUGGAAGUUGUUUUUUUUUUUUUUUUAUCGAGUGUACAAUUUGAAGAUGUUCGUGUGCUUGUUCUCAGAUUUACAAAAUGUCUAAUGUUAUCAAACACUGAAUUAUUUCAGGUUCUGUGUUGUGUGUUCCCAUUCCUAAUCUGUAGUCAUCAAGAUAUACAGUCAGUAACAAAUGGAUCACUAAUAACCAUGUUUAAAAUUUCACCAUAUGUUGAAUGUACUUUUUGAAAUUUGUACUUCAGUAUUUAGGGUCAGAUUUAUCAAACUUGCUUAGCAAAAAAAAAACAAAAACCUAGCUUUAAUAUUUGCUCAAGUCAGAUUUGUCAAUAAUAUCACUUCUGUUUUAAAUGUUUAUUUCAGUAAACAUUACAAAAUUUUGUUCUUGCUAUUACAAGAAAUUACGUAGGUAUGAUUACGCUGCCCUCCCAUGCAUUUUUCAAAAAUUGUUGACCUAUCAAAGCUGCAUUAUGCCAGUGUCGAUACUUACUUUUUCACUAUUGUUUUCUAAGCUGAGAUUGAUAAAUCCUUGCCCUGGACAUGGACAUUAGGCAUGUGACCAAUAAAUAUUUCAUAUAUUUGAGCAACUUACAUUACUGCAAGCUGACAUUUUAAUUGCUUAAGCGGAGAGGCACCGCUUUUACUGUGUGCAUUUUUAAAACUUUUCUGGAAAUCUUACUGUUUGCAAGUUCCUGAAUUUUCAAAAUCUCAGCUUAGCGUUACCAUUGGACUUAACUUGAGUAUCUAUGUAACAGAUCUGUGUCGGGAAAGCCAAUAAUUUAAUACUUCAAUAGUAUUGUAUAACAUCAAUUUAUAGCCAUUUGCAUUAUUAAUGACAAUAUAUAGUUUAAUGCAAUUUAGCAGAGGGUGGGGGUAGUAAUUUGGGAAGGGUUGUAUGGUGGGAGGAAUAGGAAGUUGGGUUGAGGAAGGGUUGUAGUGUUGGUAUAAUAUAAUAGGGGUAUUUGGUAUGUACAGUAUUGUAUACUACAGUUAGUAAUUUACCUCUGUUGUUCAG